Maudiozyma saulgeensis is the source of this 1122-nucleotide messenger RNA. The record is from the annotation of a GenBank genome assembly. NCBI's taxonomy places the organism in Eukaryota, Fungi, Ascomycota, Saccharomycetes, Saccharomycetales, Saccharomycetaceae.
AUGGAUCCUCAAGAAUUUGAUAAUAAUAACAAUAAUCAACGUUCAAAGAGUACAAAUUCAAAUUACAUUGAUAACAAUAACAAUAAUUAUUUAUAUUUUCAAAAUGUUAACGAUAUAAAAUAUUUAAAUCAUGACACAAAUAAUAAUUUUUAUUAUAAUAAUAAUAAUAAUGGUGCCAAUAAUUUGAAUAAUGAAGUGAUGACACAAUUUCCAAAAUUCGAUUCUUAUGCAGAUGCUUAUAAUAGAUUAGCAAUUAUCGAUCCUUCUUCAAUUAAUCAUAAUACUAAUAAUAUAGACAUGAUGUAUGGUUUAUCAACUGUUGAUCUUCAACAACAACAACAACAGUUUCAACAACAGGAUCCAUUUUUAAAUAAUAAUAUUAAUAGGUUUACGCCGACUCCAUUAAAUUCAUCAAACAACAACAACAAUAAUAAUUCAAAAGGUAUAUUAGCAAUGUCUUUACAAACUAUGGGUAUGCAAAUACCUAUUGUAACAAAUUCAAAUAAUAAUACAACAACACCUUUAUUAAUUCAGCAAUCAAAUAACUCAAAUAUAAAUAAUAAUAUUCUUCCUUUUAAUAAUAGAAACUAUAUUACUGUUAAUGGUAAUACUAAUUUAAACGAUUCUAAUAAUAGAAUGAUUCGUUCAACUCCAAAAGAUGGAUCUCAACAAUUUUUAUCAAUUGAACCAAUAUCAUUAAAAAAUAAUCAAAAAGAUAAGGAGUCAUCAAUUAUUAAUAAUAAUACAGAAUCAUUUACAAAUUAUGAUGAAACUCAACGAUUUAAAUAUGGUUGUUCAAUUUGUGGUAAAAGAUUUAAGAGACCAUCAUCUUUAAAGACUCAUAUUAAUAUUCACACAGGAUUUAAACCUUUUACUUGUCCUUAUAUGGAAUGUGAUAAAUCAUUUAAUGCAAAAUCUAAUAUGUUAAGACAUUAUAAAUUACAUUUUAAAUUAAGAUCAGGUGCUUAUAUUUUACCAGAUGGUCAUAUUUCUUUAAAUAAACCAACUUCAAAACAAUUAUUUAAAAAUGUUUCAAGUUUAAAUAAUAAUAAUAAUAAUAAUAAUAAUAGUCAUGGUAAUAAUAAAUCAAAAAAAUCAAUUAUUGAUCAUACCCAAUGGUAA